CGCUCCUAUUAUUGGCUUCAACACUGGGCGACUGGGACGACGCGAACAACUGUCACGCGGAGGCGGAGAUCCUGUGGCGUGUGGUUCGGCGAUGGAAUCCAGAGGGUGAGGACGCUGUGCUCGAUACGUACAUGGACGAUGUGCGCGAACAUAUAGACGAUGUGCGCGGCGAUUUGGAGCGGACUGAGCAUGACGACGACGUGGAUGACGAUGGCGCGGCGCACGAGGAGCAAGUGAAUGAUGCGACUGCCGCCAUGGAGACCCUUGAACUGCCCGAUGAUGAGGCGAAAGUGGAACUGCAGAUGGUGCUGAACCUCAGGCUCCUCGGGGCCAAGGAUGAAUACGUAUGCCCCGACCUUGGUUAG
Alternaria triticimaculans is the source of this 365-nucleotide messenger RNA. RefSeq lists its product as uncharacterized. Lineage: Eukaryota; Fungi; Ascomycota; Dothideomycetes; Pleosporales; Pleosporaceae. The record is from RefSeq and is a predicted model, not a curated record. The transcript has a single exon. The annotation marks the transcript as partial.